Molecule: messenger RNA, 1106 nt
Organism: Acaromyces ingoldii
Lineage: Eukaryota; Fungi; Basidiomycota; Exobasidiomycetes; Exobasidiales; Cryptobasidiaceae
Product: ribosomal protein L1
Exons: 3
Coding region: 13-1050 (345 amino acids)
Source: RefSeq, a predicted model, not a curated record
AACCAACCGAAGAUGUCGCUGCGAGGCCCUGGCACCAUGAUCACAAGGUCGCUCCGGGCAGGGCAGACCUCACUCACGGCUUCAGCUUCGGCCUCGGCUUCGUCUUCGUCAAGUAUCUCUGCGCCAUCUCCUUCACAUGCUUCGACCACGCGGUUAUUCACAACGAGUCUCGUCUCUCUGGGAAAGAGCCGGCCGGGAGAAGGGAAGGACGCCAUCAAGAAGGCACGAAGACUGGCAAGACUGGGCUCGGCGGCCAAUACGGUCUCGAUUAAGGAGAAAAAGAAGCAAGAGGCGACGCUCGAGCUCGAGGAAGCCGCCAAGCUCUUCAGAGCCGUCGAGGUGGCCAGAACUCAAAGUGCCUACGAGCUUCACGUUGUCACUUCGGUCUCAUCGCACCAGGCCAAUGCUCUACGAGGCCGUCUGUCGCUGCCCAAGGAUGCCCGAACAAAGUCGGAGCGCAUCCUCAUCUUUGCCGAAGACGGUUCCGAGGCUUCGGAUGCAGCCAAGCGUGUGGCUGCAAAGGAGGGAGCCACCAUUGUCGUCGGAGGUUCAGAAAUGAUUCAGAACGUCGUGGAUGGCCGAGGGGCGGCAAGUGGCGACUUUACAAAAGUGCUGGCAACGCCGGGAUUGCUGCCUCUAAUUAGCCGGUCGCUGGCCAGGAGUCUAGGACCUCGAGGAUUGAUGCCGAGCGCAAAGCGUGGAACCGUCGCUCAGGGUUCGCGGGAGAUGGAAGAGGCCAUCAUGCAAGCAAAGGGUGCCAUGGACUGGCGAGGGGAUCGCAAUGGUGUUGUUCGAGGAGCCGUUGGGAGGAUCAAUUUCACCACGCCCGAGCUUCGAACGAAUAUCUCAGCCUUUCUUGAGGCAGUCGUCGAUCGAGUCUCGGGUGGCUUAUCCUCGAGCAACCAGCAGCCCACUGUGGCUAGUGCUUCCGGAAAAGGCGUCGAUAGGAGCCCGGGCGCUUUGAAGCGAGCAUCGUCCGUCAUCAAGCAGAUUCAUCUCUCUUCGACCCAAGGGCCUUCCGUUCUCUUGACUCUUUCCGAGGUGUAUUAAAAGAACAGAUUCUCAUAAUCGAUUUCCCAUUUACCCUUGACCAAGGUCGACGGUGA